AUUUGUUUAAUAGUAAACAGUAUGAACAAAAAUAAAACAGAUCAUAAAUGGAACAGUUUAAACAAAAAUUAUGCGGGCUUUGCCUCGGCGUUAUACAUAAUAAUGAAAAUUUUAAAGUAAUAGAUGCAACUCUUAAGGAAGCCGUAGACACACUUCUAAUAAAACUGAAUACGAAAGGAACCGAUCAGCCUGUAACGUGCGACUCCUGUUCCAAAAAACUGUUUGCGGCAUUUGAAUUCAAGAUAACCUGCAUGAAUACAGAACACUGUAUUUUUCCUUAUGUCAACUCUGGAAAUUUGGCACUGGUCGACCUAAGAGAAAUUUAUCUAAAGGAAAGAAGUAAAGAACAUUUAACAGUUCUAUCGGGGGAUGAAAAGAUCUGUCGACUCUGUAUGCAAAUAGUCACAUCCGGAUUUGUUUCAGUAUGCGAUAUAGAGGCUGAUAUUAUCAUAAGAUAUAUUCCAGAAAUAAACUUUAGCUCAACUGAAGAUCCAGUUAUAUGCAGGGCUUGUCUGGAUUCCUUGAAUACUCACAGCAAUUUCUUGAAGGACUUAGAUGUAGAUGAGCAAAUUGAACAAAUUUAUAGCAACAGAGAUGCAGAGAGUGCGUUCUGUAUUAAGACGGAAGUCACUGAAAUAAAAACAGAACACGACGAAAAUGAAGAUGGUGAUGCUCUCCACCACAACGACACUGAAGCCGUUGAAGGCAAAGCUAAGUACACAGAUGAUUUGAAAACUCAGUCAAAGCACAAAGAUAUUUCCAAUCAAAAGGGCCACCGACCAUCACACAAGGAAAAAUCGGAGGCAUCUACGUACAAAUGUGACGUUUGCGGUUACGAAACCAAACAGAAGAUUCUCCUCAAGCGUCAUCAGAAAAUACACAAAAACCUGUCGGAGGUACCGGUGUACUUGUGUGAUUCUUGCGAUUUCAAAACCCGCCACAAAAACAACCUCCUGCCCCACCAGCUGAGGCACAGAAACAUAUCCCAAGUGCCAACCUACGAGUGUCCCACUUGCGGUUACAAAACGAGACAGAAGAGCCAUCUCACCGUCCACCAACGAACGCACAAGAACCGUUCCGAGAUAAGGAUGUACCCGUGCGAUCAGUGCGACUACGAAUCCAAGCAGAAGAGCAACCUGACCAAGCACCAGCUGAAACACAAAGACGGUUCGGAGGUGCCUUUGUAUCAGUGCGAAAUGUGCGGUUAUGUAGCCAAGCGGAGGGAUAAACUUAUGAACCAUCAACUGACGCACAAAGACCUCUCAGAAGUGGCGACUUACAAGUGUCAGAUUUGUGAUUUCGAAACGAAGCGGAAGUUCAGCCUUACGCGUCACAAUCUAACACACAAAGGCAAUUCGGAGGUCGAAAUGUACACGUGUGAUAAGUGUGAUUUCGGAACGAAGUACAAGAACAGUCUCGUGCGGCACAGGCAAGAUGUCCAUGAAGUCGUUUCCGAAGGCGAAUUUGUACCAGUGACGUUUUUGCCCUACGCGGAACGCGAUGUUACGACGAAUUUUAAAGAGAGUGACUAAAUAGGUUAUAACCAAAGUGGAAAACAGUCUUAUUUGGCAUAGACUGGUGUUUUUUUAAAGACAUUUUUUUUUAUACUAUUUGUUAAGGGUGGUGCCACUUUUUUAUUGGUCGUUUCAAACUCAGAGUCCAGUUUAUUUGAAGAGAGAUAUAUUUUUUAGAUUAGUUGAAUUGAUGAGCAAGAAAUUAUACAAGGUGGCGGAAAGUUGUCACCCGAUGUUCUUUAACUAAUUUUUUUUAAUAAAUGAAAAACUUUAGUUUUGUUUUUGGAUUUGAUGUCUAAAUUUUCAUUAAGUAGAAAAAAUGAUAUCGGCCAAGUGGCCGCCGCCAGAAUUGAUGACCAUACGUGCCCGAUUUAUGGCAUCUUCCAUCACUCUUUCCAGAACAUCCGGCGAUAGGUUCCCGCAUACCUGAUGGAUAUUCUCUUUGAGGACUUCAAGAGUCUGAGGCUUGUUGACAUAGACUCGUGACUUCAACAAACCCUUCAAAAAGCAGUCUAGACGGUUAAAUCGGGCGAUUUUGCCGGCCAGUACAAAUGACCAAAGCAAGAGAUUAGGCGACCCGGAAAUGCAGCCCUCGGAAUUUCGGUUACGGGUCGUGCAGUAUGCACCGUUGCUCCAUCUUGUUGGAACCACAUGUUCUCCAGUCCCAAUUCGUCCAGUUGAGGUAGGAGAAAGUUGUUGAGAAUGGCUCUGUAGCGCUCGCGGUUCACAGUAGUCGUUUGGCCCGCGGCGUUUUCGAAAAAAUAAGGCCCGAUGACGCCUCCAGCAUAAACACCACACCAUUCAGUAACUUUGAGCGGGUGUAAUGACUCUUCGUGUGUUAUACGCGGAUUUUCGGUGCCCCAGAAGCGAUAAUUCUGCUUAUUCACGUAUCCACAGAGCCUCGUCGCUCAUGAUGAUUUUCGAUGAAACCUGACAGCAUCUCGUGUUGUCCCAUACUUUUCUAGGCGAGCAGCUAAACGCCGUAGUGUUUGCUAGGUUGGUGGCGGACGACCGGGAAAUCUACAUCUAAAUUGACGCUGCACCAACACCACCGACGAAUUAUUAAUAAUAAUAAUAAUCUUUAUUUUCAAGAACAGUCGCAUAGAUCCAGUAACAUUAAUAAAAAUAACGUCAUCAGAGCUAUUACAGCACUAACAACUUUAUAACUAUCUAUAUAGAAAAAAGAAAUACUUACAUAAUUGAUUUCAGAGAUCAAUUCAUCCUUACAAACUAUUAUUAUUAAAAUACUCAUCUACAGUAUAUGGUUCCAGAUCUAUUAAUAAAUUAAAAAUGUUCUUUUUGAAAAUUAUUAUGUCUGUAAUUAUUCUUAUAUCAACAGGCCAUUUAUUAUACAUUUUAAUACGAUUAUAAAAGGCACGUUUUUCUGUAACUGUCAAUCUGUGUAUCGGAUAGGAAUAAUCCUCAGUUCUGGUUUGAUGGUUAUGUUGUGAAGACAUUUUUGUGAACAAAUGCCCGUUUUUUUAAAAGAAUAAUAUUUCUUGUAUGUAAACAGCUAUGAAGUUUAAAUUUUAUUUUCCUCGAAUUUUCCCCUGCACGAUUCUCUACUCUUCAUUUUUAGGAUUAUUCGUAUUACGCAAAAAAAUUGAAACAGUUAUUCCGCGUUCUUGAGGAGUAUAGCGAUUCAUGUCUUAUUGACGUGUAUUCAUUCGCCAUUUGCAAAAAUUAAAUUAUAGCAUCUUCCGAUAAGGUGAUGACUUUUGCGCCACCUAGUAUAAUUAAUUACUUUCUGGCAAAAAAGUAUCCUAUUUUUGUCAUUUAAAAAUCCGUUUGUAAUUUACGAUGCUGCUUGUUCAAAAGCUGCCUAUUACAAAUUUCAUUACAACAAAAAGUAAUAUGAGUUUCAAACUAACUCCAUUUUAUAGAAAAUCUGCGUU
Anoplophora glabripennis (Asian longhorned beetle) is the source of this 3409-nucleotide messenger RNA. Its product is annotated as zinc finger protein 567-like. The record is from RefSeq and is a predicted model, not a curated record. Gene Ontology annotation, molecular function: RNA polymerase II transcription regulatory region sequence-specific DNA binding; zinc ion binding; DNA-binding transcription factor activity, RNA polymerase II-specific. Gene Ontology annotation, cellular component: nucleus. The transcript is spliced from 4 exons. Gene Ontology annotation, biological process: regulation of transcription by RNA polymerase II. Bases 48 to 1532 code for a protein of 494 amino acids. Lineage: Eukaryota; Metazoa; Arthropoda; Insecta; Coleoptera; Cerambycidae.